Doryrhamphus excisus (bluestripe pipefish) is the source of this 11511-nucleotide messenger RNA. The record is from RefSeq and is a predicted model, not a curated record. NCBI's taxonomy places the organism in Eukaryota, Metazoa, Chordata, Actinopteri, Syngnathiformes, Syngnathidae.
AAACUUUCAUCGUGAAUUGUAUUUUAUAUUAAGAUAUUUUAACGUUGGUGUUUAUAAUUUACGUAUUUACAUAGGAUAAAAAAUAUUAAAAACUUUACAAAAGCUAAAGUUCACCCACAGUGCUUGUGACCCUGAUGGGACAGUCUCACUUUUCCAUCCACUUCCACGCCAUCGACUACAGAGUGGCCGUCAUUGUCCCUAAUUGGUUCCUGUGGCCUCUGCAUGGAAUUUCAGAAGACGCACCCGGGCUCGGGUCCACUCACGCUCAUCCCGGCUGACCUCGGGCGAGAAGCGGUGCCAACUCCGGAUUGAUCGUCGGUCAAUUGCAGGGAUGUUCAACCCUCUUUGGAAAACCGACUGAGGAAGCAUCGCCGCAGGACGAGAUAGAAGAAGAUAUUGAGUCGUGUGGGGGGGGUUUGGUGGUGGUGGGGAGACUGACACCUGCCCUCCAGCACAGUCAAGGGCAUAGAUUGAAAGAGUGACAGGUUGGGGGCAUGAAAAGAAGGGAAACAGCAGAGAGAAUGAAGACAGACGGAAAACAAGACCUGCCUCACAGCAAAUCUUGCUCCAAUUAGGACAUCUUCCCACAAGACAAGAUGAUUACACGUAAUCUUCUUCUGUUACUUGGUAUGUGCCUGUGGGAUGGGCUGUCAGGAGGCGUUUUUGCCAGCAAGGUUGUGUGGAUGCGAGGAGUCGGUGCGUCGCACAUGAUGAAAAUGGAGGAGAACAAAGCUACGGACCAAUGGGAAGCGAGCAGGGACACAAACGCAAUGCCGGUGGUGACGCUGAGAAAUCUAAUAAGUCAUGCGCAGCCGGCUGACACCGGAUCCGUGUCCUACGCCAAAGAACUCCCGAAUCGCGCCACUCCGUCAGCAGCCAUCAAAGACAGGCUGGCUUUCAAACCUAAGCGUGAGGUCGAUUCCGUUAGCAAGAAAGAAGUCGCUCACCACAAGGAGUUAAGUCAGAAUUCGAAAAGAGCUAAGAACACCACAAGGAAUGUUGAGAUUAAACCGGGAAAAACAAUCACCCUCCAUCGCAAGCUGGAUUUACAUUCCAAUAAAACCCGAUUCAGAUUAAGUUCAAGAUCCAAAAGCAGACCCGAUUUGAACGUCCACACAACAGGACUUCCAGCGAAAGGAAUAAGCGUUGAAUUAAACCGAAAACUGAACCUGAGCGGAAGUUCUGAAGUUCUGAAAGUGCUAUCCAAGGAAAACCUUGUCAGGAUUGUCAAUUCCCAAAUGCAGAAUGUUCCCAAUUUGAACUUUCCCAGCAAGGGCAGCCGGAGUAGAAAGAGAGAUUUGAUUGACGUUAAUCAAGGACAGUUGGAGGCUCUGAAAAUGUCAAGACAAGACAUGUCUGUCACUCAGUCACAUGCCGGAUCUGAUAAUCAGACUGAAUUUCCAUAUAAAAACCCGGUCACCACUCCAGAUGCUAAUCAGGACCACAGCACGGAUACACUUAAUCCAAAAUUGGAAAUUCCAGGAUUAAGUAAAGGGCAGGACAGUUCGGGACUGCAGGCGUCGGACAGUGGUGAAAACAAGAGAAAGCGGGCUCUAUUACGGUCGGCGCCUUCCGAUACGGUCGGUCAUAGCUCAGAAAAAGGACUAACAAUCAACCCGACAGAAUCACCUCUCAAACUGACAAAACAUUUCCCUCCGUAUGUCCCCGGUGAAAGAAAUGACUCGAGUCCAUCUGUGCUGACAACGCAGCCCCAAGGAAUCAGACCCGGUAACAGAACAGCAGAUUCCCACGGAGACCCAUUAACAGAGUCAGUUCGCACCGCUCAAACAGACCUCAGCACAGCUCACUAUUCGGCAGAUGAAGAGAAAACACUUGUCAACAGCAGUCAUAUCCUCAGGCUGCAUCCGGCUCCUGAAUGGCGCCACGAUGCAAAGAGUACCGGGAUGCAGGUGGAUGAUCCAGAAAAUGGGAACGGACUUGUGUUUGAGGAAGCCGAGUCACAGGACGACGCGGUCGAUUUUGCGGAACAGAAGAGGUCCCGCUCACGCAGCAGAAGAAGUUGGAUCUGGAACCAGUUCUUUGUCAUUGAAGAAUACGCCGGACCUGAACCUGUUCUCAUCGGCCGGCUCCACACGGACAUGGACAGGAAUGAUGGACGCACUAAAUAUGUCCUGAGAGGCGAAGGGGCGGGCUCUGUCUUUGUGAUCGAUGAGAAGACAGGUAACAUCCACGUCACAAAGCCGCUGGACCGUGAGGAGAAGGAUGAGUACCGUCUCAUUGCCACGGCCACUGACAGGCAGACGGACCGUGCCCUGGAGCCCUCAUCACAGUUUAUAAUCCGGGUGCAGGACAUCAACGACAACCCGCCUGUCUUCGACGAAGGACCCUACAGCGCCACGGUGCCUGAGAUGGCAAAUAUAGGGACGUCUAUCAUCCAGGUGACAGCCACGGAUGCAGAUGACCCGACUUACGGGAACAGCGCCAAACUGGUGUACACGCUGGUGCAGGGCCAACAGUACUUCUCAGUCGAUCCCCAGACAGGAAUCCUACGCACAGCUGUCCCAGACAUGGACAGGGAGACCCAGGAUCAAUACCUGGUGGUCCUUCAAGCCAAGGACAUGGGAGGCCAUUUAGGAGGAUUAUCCGGGACCACCACCGUCACAGUCACUCUCUCUGACGUCAACGACAACCCUCCACGCUUCACUCAGAGUAUGUGGUCCUUCUCCGUAUCCGAGCUGGCCGUCCCAGGUGCUGAAAUAGGACGGAUCUCAGCAAGUGACGCUGACCUCGGCGACAACGCCAAGCUGGAGUAUACCAUCCUGGAGGGGGAGACGGGUGACACAUUUAACAUCACAGGAGUAAAGCAAGAGGCUGUCAUCACUCUCAACAAGGCUGUCGAUUAUGAAAGCCGAAGCUCCUACUCCUUCUCCGUGGAGGUCCUCAACCCCACCGUGGACCCUCGCUUCUUGCGUCGAGGACCCUUUAAAGACCGGGCAUCGAUCAGAGUUGCCGUGUUGGAUGCAGACGAACCACCGAGGUUCUCCCGGGCGCGCUACCACAUGGAUGUGUCGGAAAACUGCCCUCCGGCCUGCACCGUGGGCCGAGUCAGCGCCGUAGACCCGGAUACCGGUCUGACCAAUAAUAUCAGGUUCUCCAUCGACCCGCAGUCGGACCCGGAGGCUUUAUUCCGUAUCACGCCGGACUCCGGCCUCAUCACGACAGCGAUGGAAUUAGAUCGGGAACGUGAGCAAUGGCACAACAUUACUGUCAUCGCCACCCAAAGAGACAACCCCAGCCAGGUGUCAAGGGUCGUGGUGGCGGUAGAGACGUUGGACCUUAACGACAACGCUCCCGAGCUGGACAGGCAGUACACAACGGCCAUGUGUGACUCAGCCGCCAUCGGGCAGGUGGUGCAGGUGUUGCGGGCGAUUGAUAGAGAUGAAGGCGGGAAUGACAGCACCGUGUAUUUCAGCAUCCCUCCGGAGUCCGGCGCUGCCCUCAACUUCAGCGUCAGGGACAGUGGUGGUCCCACAGCCAGCCUGGUGUUACUCUCCCAGUUGCAGCCACUAUCCCGAUCUCCAUCCUCCACCCUCACUCUCUAUGUGCCUCUGCUUUUAAGAGAUGGGACAUCGGGUCUCACCAGUUCUGGCACGGUCACUGUAUCUGUCUGUCCCUGCCUGAGAGGCGGAGCCAAGACCGGGGAGAAGGGCAAACAGGCAGAGAAUGAAUGGGACUGGGAAAGAGAAGCCGUUUGUCUUCCUCAGCAUUCCACACUGCCUUCACCGGGGCUCAGCACUGCCGCCCUGCUGGCCAUACUAGCUUGUGUUGCUACGCUGCUGGCGGUGAGUGCGCUGUCAUUGUCACUGCGGCGUCAGAAACGGGAUUCCCUGUCACCGCUGGAGGAUGAUGACGUCCGUGAGAACAUCAUCACGUACGACGAUGAAGGCGGCGGUGAAGCCGACACGGCUGCGUUCGACAUUGCGGCGCUGCAGAGCGCCCCCCACAGCUCGAGAUCACGCGGGUAUCGGACGCUGGACAGCAGGAACAUACGCUAUGCCCAACGUAGCCAAGAAAAAGGUCGCAUGUACAGCUGGACUCAGAAUCCGACCGUGGAUCACAACUACUCGGGCCCGGGUGGACCCCUUUAUGGGCGCCUCUGUUACAGCAGCCACACGUUACCAGUUCUACGCCGCACACCAGGCGGAACAUUCGAACCGGGCUUGGCAGAGCUGGGAUAUCGUUUUCCUGGAGGCCAACCGGACCAAUCGUUGGUCAUCCAAAACCAGGGUGCCAUGGUUGGUCCGAUGGAUUCAGGGGCAGUGUAUAUAACCCCCACGGAUCUCAGCACAGGAAGCCGAACGGGAAGUCAAGCGGGCAGCCGUGACGGGACCGCAACCCAGAGUGGUGUGAGCACAUCAGACGAAGGAACGCCGCGGACUGGAGACAGCCAAGACAAACGGCGAGGGAUGGGAACCUCCAGCAACUGCACCGAGGACAGCAGUGAAGACAAAGUCAACCACAGUCAGGAUGGGGAUUGGUACUUCACAUUACCCAAAUCCCGGACUGAAACCACUCGUGCUCACCUACGUCCCCUUCAGGUGCAGUCAGAGACGUUACCGAGGGAACACAACCUCGUCCUGACGCGAUCCGGCUCCAUGAUUGGCCAAGUUCACAGCGUCGGAGGCUGGAUGUGCGACUCGGCGACUACGCUCCCCCUAGCAGGCCGCAAGGCGUCCCGAGCGGGACUGUCUCCGAAAGGUUCCAGCCAAGCCGAGUCGGACUGCAGCGGAGGUGCCGGCGGAAGCGGGACUGCCUCCUCGGAUGGACAACACCAAGCUACCAACGCACGCAACUAUGCCACCGUGUUGCAGGGCGAGACCCCCGGACAGAGGGACCCCCCUGUCAGCCUGGGGAGAGGGGGUCUGGAGAUGGGGAGCAACUUUGUAGUGGCGAGACCAGAAAGAGAAAGCGCUGGGAUAUCUUUGACUGGGACUCCAUCGGUCUACCCAGAAGCCCCCGGUUUGAUUGGAGACUGGCGUGAUCGAGUCAAUUUGGGGGGUUACGUAUUAGCAAGAAUGGAUAUGACCCCCCAGCUUUUGCCCUUCCCGGGUCAACCUCGUGGAGCUUACGGAGGAGUUGUAGGCUUUAGUCCCGGUUGGGGUCCGGGGAUGGACGCGGCUAGAGGUACACCAGGCGGUGGGGGUCCGUCUCUGGCUUUGAGGGUGGGCGAAUUCCUACGUCUACGUCUUGCCCAAGUCACCUUCGACCCUUCUCAGCCACCGUACGACUCAGUGCAGAUCUACGGCCUCGAGGGCACCGGUUCCCGAGCCGGAUCCUUGAGCUCACUUGAAAGCGAAGGAGAGAAAGAUGCAGAUAAGGAGGACUGGGGGGCCGGCUUGGAGGAAUGGGGGCCACGGUUCCAGAAGUUAGCGCAACUCUUCAGAGACCGCGAGAAGGAGAAAGAAACAAAGGAAAAAGUUGAAGACGGUGCCAAAGAGGAGAAAGAGGAGACAGACAAGAGGGAGAAAAAAAGGAGGGAGAGGGGCGGUCGAGAUGAAGGGAAAGACAAAGGAAGGAUAUAAAAAGAAAACAAAUAGGGGUGAAGGAGGGAAUAGACUGAUGAAAAGAACCCAAACUACAAUAAUGUGAAGAGAAGUUAAAGGGAAGAAAGAUGAAGCGGCGAAGUAAUAAAAGGAGACGGAGAAAAAUGAGCCCAGGGAGGGCGAGCAAGGCGAGGGAAGACGAGGGGGCGGGGGGACGGGGGGCGUUCAGUGAUUGAUGUAAUUUAAAGCAAUAAGUGUUAAAGCGCCGAUAUGGUUGAGCACGGCUACUGAGACGAUACUGAGGAUGCUAGCGCUCAAGGCGGAAACGACUUCUUAAACACUUUGGACAAAGACUAAAAUAAACAAGACAGGACUGAACCAAGCUGCUACAUGCUAAUGAGAAGCAACGCUAAUGUUUGUUUUUUGUGGGGAAGAAAGUGUGGACGUGAAAAUAUGAGUCAACCCUCGUUGUAAAUUACAGUGGUACCUCAUUUUUGGAUGAAAACUGAAAUUUACGAAAAUCAAAGUAAUUUUUCCCAUGUGAUAAAAACAUAAAUCUGUUCCAGACGCCCCAAAAAUAUGAACAAAAAGUACCGUUUAAUACGAAAACCUUCCCUUCCCUUACUUGAUUUUUUAAUUUCUUCACCAAGAUGGACGUUAUCGUCUAUAUUGUGGCAAACGAAAUCCAAAUGAUUGUGCCUUAAAGGAUACCGUACUUUUGCGGGACCCCCCCCCGGGGCUACCGCAAUAAGAAUGAAGACCAUAGUGUGUCCAACAGACUGAUACUGACAGUCGCACAGUGCGCUUCAACCUGCGCCUCAUCAGUGGCGUCAUUAGGCCGAUAUGUUCUUAAGCCCCCCUGAAUAAUUUGAUAUUUUUAAUUGUUUUUUUUUUGUUUUUUUGUUUAAAAAAAAAAAAUAAAAUUAACAAAAAAAAUCUCUGACAAAUUUUAUAUAAUAGGGCAAAAGCAGGCUAAUACUAGCCUACUACUAGUAGUAAUAAUCAGAAGAAAAUUAAUGAUGAUAGUAAUAAUAAUAGGCUAAUUAAUAAUAUAAUAAUGAUUAUGAUAUAAUUGAUCACUGUCCACAGUUUUGCAGUAUAGAUUGUGUGUACUUGUGUAAAUUUAAUGGUGGCCGAAAACAAUUGAGUAUCUCUACUAAAUUUGUCCAAAGGUGGGAAAGUUAUAUCCCGGUUCUUGUUUGUUAUUUGAUAUUUGGAAUUUUGGGGAUUUUUUUGGAAUUUUUGGAUUUUUUUCAGAUUUUUAAAAUUUUUUUUAACGUCUACUACAUUCAUUCAUAUCCUGUGCAUCUCCAGGGGGCUAAGCCCCCCCCCCAACCCCCACCUCCGUCCUCAGAACCUAGUGACGCACCUGCGCCUCAUCAUGCACAAUGCAGAAGAAAAGAGAUGAAAAAUGUAUUCUAACAUAUAAUUUAACAAGAAAAACUAAAAAAAAAAAUUGCAAAAAUGUAAAAAAAAUCUGCUGUAAUUUUACGACAAUAAAUUCUAAGACUAAUAUAAAAUUAUAAGGAAACAUAACAGAAAAAAUCAGUUAUGUUUUUUAAGAGGUCACAAUAUUGAAAAAACAAACACAACAAAUUCAUUUGUCAUUUUUGAAAAAUUAGGUUGGAGAAAAAUUUUGUAAAAUUGUAAAAUUUUAAAAACUUAAAUUGAAUAAAGUCGUAAUAUUACGAAAAGAAAAAUGACACAGACUGUUUAAGAAGAAAGUAGAAAUAUUUUGAAAAUAAAAAAACAACAGCAAAAAUGUGAAAAAAGAGCUAACUUGAUACAAAUAAUAGCCUUUAUUUUUCAUCUGUAUUUUUUUUUUUUUUUAACUGAAAAAAACAAUCUGUAUAACAUCUCAGCAUUUCUACCUGUGUUGCUUUGCAAAAUAUCAAAGUACCCUGUGAUUGGCUGGCCACCAGUCAGCUGGGAUAGGCUCCAGCAUCCCCCCUGAGGAUAAAUGAAUAAAUGAAUCAUAUCUGUCCAAACAAAUGUACCUUUAGUUGUAUCAGGCAUUUAUAUAUAUAUAUAUAUGAAUGUAAUUUACAAUGAGGGUUGAGUUAUUUUGAUUCCAAACUUUACGUGUACAUGAUACAAAGGCAGUCAGUGAGCUAGCUGCUAAGGGACACGCUGUCACUCAGAAAUAAUGACAAUAGCUUUUGAUAAUUAAGAUAUGAUGUCAGAAACCAGUAAAGGGAUCAGACUCGGGUAGCAUCCAGGGACCUGGAACAUAUAUAUUGAAUACAAAGUAACGAGGGAACAAGAGAGGGAUAUAGAACAGUGAGACUACUGUAUUUAAAAAAAAAAAUCCUUUUUAUUCUCUUUCCAAUGGCAGAAUAGUAAAUUUUUCAGCUGGCUGCUUCAUUCUAAAUGAAAAUGAUGAAUCAUUCAAAUCCUGUAAAAGACUCUCCCUCCUUUCAGCCCCUCCAGGAAAACAGACGUUGUGAAAAUUUAAAUGAUUUGGGGGAUGUGUGAUUCCCCCCCCGCGCCGUUUUCUCUCAUUUCCCAUCUUUUUUUAAGUCGGGUGUUGCUCUGUUUACAAAGACACAAAGUCGGCGCCAUUGGAAGUCAUUCCCAUUCCCAAAGGCUUUGAUUGUACUGCAAACCCAUCUGGUAACGAUUCACGAUCCCAUGUCCGAUUAUAUUUAACUGUUUUAUAAUAGAACUAUUUCUUAUGUAUAAAAUGCCCUGUUGUGUCAGAAUGCAUGACUUUUGAUAUCAAUAAAAAUGGCAAUCAACUCCCAUGUUAGCACUAGCGCUGCCCAAACAGACGCCGUGUAGUUUAGCAACGCAACACAACGUUCAGUGUGUGUUUUUUUUUUUUUUUUUUCUCGUUAAAGGUCGGGAUGCAAACGAGUCUUCGGCUAGAACGCACUUUUAUUGUGUAAUAGAUGACGAAUUAUGUUCAAGAUUACAGUUGUCUUUAUAAGAUGUUGAUUCAAGAUCAUCGACUGUAUGUAAAUAGGCAUUUUAAUGUAAAUAAAUAACAUUGGAUGUUAUUGCGGAAAGAGACAAUGAGUAAUUAUGUUUAUUAUUUUUCUUUUUUUAAAGCAAACCUGUCCGUACGGAUCACUUGUUAGGACUCUUUGUAUGUAUUGUAGAUUAGAAAUGAAUCAGAUCAACUCAGACUGAACCACAGUGUUUGUGUAACAAGUGUUUUUGUUGCAACGCACUGCUACUUGUGGCUGAACUUUAUUGUGCAACAUGUUAGUCACCGGAUGCUAAUUUUUAGAGCACACUGGCCCCAAUUUGGAUGAAAAAGCAGUGGCGUGAAUAGAAACUCUAUUAAAAGUGAUCAAAUAAAACAAGUCCAGUUCUUUAUCGUUUUGCCCCAAAAUGUCCAAUAAAUGUGUAAUUGGUUUCUUCCGUGUUGUCAUCCGCGUGAGAGCGAUGGCAAAACUCUUUGUUUCAGGUCCAUGUUUUUUUUGGUAGAAUUUGGUAGCUAGCCCGCAAAAUGUCUUUAUCAGAUAGCAAAUUUUUUUUUCCAAGUGAGGUUGGGAAGUUAAUGUCACAAGCCGGAGAAAUAAAUUUCAUUUGUUCACUUCCUGCUUUCCUAAUAUAAUUUAAGUUAUUUUUAUUUUAUUUUUUUAAUUUAAUAAAAAAAUUGUUUUUCCUUUUUUGUAAUUAAUUGAAAUUUUUUAUGGUUUUAUUUGAUUUGAACAUGCAUCAGAUUACAAUUGAAUGCACCACAUAAUCAGUUCACAGUUCCACAUGUCCAAAAGGAGUAGGAAGAAGCAAAGCUUAUUAAAUCCUACCCCUCCAUCUGGUACUUUUACAAUCAAUAGCUGUUACAUUUGUUCACUUCCUGCUUUCCUAAUAUAAUUUAAGUUAUUUUUUUAAAUUUAAUAAAAAAAAUUGUUUUUCAUUUUUUUGUAAUUAUUUUUUUAAUGGUUUUAUUUGAUUUGAACAUGCAUCAGAUUACAAUUGAAUGCAUCACAUAAUCAGUUCACAGUUUCACAUGUCCAAAAGGAGUAGGAAGAAGCAAAGCUUAUUAAAUCCUUAUUAGUAGAUUUUUCAAGGCACACAGAUGAUUGUGUUGUAUGGCUAUAUAAACAUGGAACCUACCAAAAGAAAGAUUAGACUCCUAUCUUUCAUCAGGGAAAACAAAGGUUGUUUCUACCUUUUUCUGUUCUUUAGUUAUUAUCAAUAAAACAUAGACAAGUUUCAGGAAAAUAUCAGUUCCCAACAAAAAAAGUGACAUUUUUUUUAUGGCUAUAUAAACAUGGAACCUACCAAAAGAUUAGACUCCUGUCUUUCAUCAGGAAAAACACAGGCUGUUUUUACCUUUUUUUGUUUUCUCGUAAUCAUCAGUAAAACAUAGGCAAGUUUCAGGAAAAUAUCAGUUCCCAACAAAAAAAAAUGUGAAAAUAUAUUUUUCAAGCCUAACUUUCACUUUGGCACAAAAGCAUUCUAAGUAUAUUUAGCCAAAAUAUUAAACAACUAUGCACACAUAGUGCACACAAAUUUCCCUUCAAUACACAAUAUCGUGCAUGCUACACAGCUCCAUGGUUUUUGACUUCCUGGAUGCAAGCCAAGAAUUUCUGCCACCUAUGUUGGCACUUUUGGGAUUUUUUUCCAGAAAGCAUUAUAGGCAGGAUAAGUGUUUCCCAUUACAUUGCAUUCUUAGCGGUGUCUUUUUUUUAGCUGUUUGAAUAUCUUUCGAAUGAGCAUUUGGUUUCAUUGAAUAUUGAAUAUGAAAAGAAUCUAUGUGUGAUCCACUCUAUAUCCCUUUUCUCUUUUUCAGAUUCCAAUAUCAUAUAAACUUUUGAGUAAGACUUGUAUACUCCAGGCAAAGAGAACUAUGUCUCCAUACCGAUAUGCAAAUUUCACGUUAUCUUGAAUGCAACACGCAUCCAGAUGAAAGGAAUGCAUGUGAGGAUAUAAUUCACAUAUCCGAGUGUGUGUGUCUUUGUUGUGCCAUUUAAACGAGCUUUGUUGUAAAGCAUUCCGGAUCUUUUGAACUGCCAGCUUUGCCCGAGUCUACCUUACUGGUCCAACAUAAUCUGCUUAUAUCCCACACGCUGGAUUCAAGCUACGGUACUGGAGACUGUCUUUAUUACACUUUACCUGAACCACUGGAUGAUCAUUGGACUUAUGUAGAAAGUAGUCAUAAUACUCGGGCCCUAAUAAUGAUGGUAAAUAGUGGGGGGUUGCAGAAACCCAGUGGAUCUCGGUUAUGAUUAGAAUUGAAUAAAACAUUCCAAAGUUCUGUCUUUUGAAAUCAUCAAGGCUGUGGAUUAUUAUCAAUAUUAUUGUGUAAUAUUAUUAUUUUUUGUGUAAAACUCAUUGGUGUUUUACAAUGAGUUACGUCUAUUUUAUUCAAUAAUUUCGCACCUUCUUAAUCCAAAUCUUUCCACUUGCAAAUUUUUUUUUUGGCUCCAUUUUGAACUGCAGUCAACCACUGAUGACAUCAUAGACAGGCGAUAGUAAUGUAUAGCAAGCUAAUAGGCUACUACUGAGCAUGUUUUUGUUGAUAAAAAUACAUAAAGAAGACAGUAAUGUUAAUGGUUUUAUUUGAUUUGAACAUGCAUCAGAUUACAAUUGAAUGCAUCACAUAAUCAGUUCACAGUUCCACAUGUCCAAAAGGAGUAGGAAGAAGCAAAGCUUAUUAAAUCCUACCCCUCCAUCUGGUACUUUUACAAUCAGAAACUGUUACAUUUGUUCACUUCCUGCUUUCCUAAUAUAAUUUAAGUAAUUUUUUUUAUUUAAUAAAAAAAUUGUUUUUCAUUUUUUGUAAUUAAUUUAAUUUUUUAUGGUUUUAUUUGAUUUGAACAUGCAUCAGAUUACAAUUGAAUGCAUCACAUAAUCAGUUCACAGUUCCACAUGUCCAAAAGGAGUAGGAAGAAGCAAAGCUUAUUAAAUCCUACCCCUCCAUCUGGUACUUUUACAAUCAGUAACCGUUACAUUUGUUCACUUCCUGCUUUCCUAAUAUAAUUUAAGUUAUUUUUAUUUUAUUUUUUUAAUUUAAUAAAAAAAAGUUUCUUUUUUGUAAUUAUUUUUUUUACAU